GGACAGGUACGUAUAGAAUGUGGCGGGGUUUGACUAGUUUGCUGGCGCCAAACCCUCCCCCUUACCUGGGACAGUGUUGUAACAGUACAACAUAAGAACAUAUAUAAGGUCUUUUGUUUGUAAAAUAAUGAUUUAUUUUACUUAAACAACUUCAUUUAGUUAUAAAGGACAAUUGAUAGGAUCAUGUAUAUAUUUAAAUGUCAUAUUGUGAUGAAAUGUCUUUUGGAUAUCUUUGUUUAUUUGUGUGAUUUGUCCUUGAUAUUCGUUAUUGAUUAAGGACAAUUGUUCUUAAGAACAGAACAUUCUGUAGAUGUGAAUGUAAAAGGAGGUGUAUAAAGGACGAAAUGGAUAAAAAGUCUAGAAUGUCAGCUUCUAAAGACGGAAUUUCACGAAAGUUCAAUCAUUUUGAACUGACACGACCAACAGAUCUCGCUGCUGCAUAUCAUUAUGAUAAAGUUUUAGGGGUCUUAGCCAAAGAUCCAAAAGAACGUUCGGAUUCAGAUAUAUACCAAAUAAAAUCAUGGUUUCAGAAGAAGUCAGAUUUGUUUAACCAGUUGAACGAUGAAAUAAUUAUUGACCUUAUUAAGAACUGUGAAUUUAUAACAGUUGAUCGGGAUUGUGUUAUUAUCAAACAGGGCGACAAAGGCGAUUGCUUCUUCAUUAUUUUGAAUGGAUCAGUAAGUAUCUUCAUCGGUUCAACUAUUACAGCGGAAGAUGGGCGUCAAGAAGGAACUUUAGAAGAAUCUGAAUCGUUGAAGAAAGACGGGGAAAUAACUGACUUACAAGAGGAUUUUAAACAAGGGGUGUUCGAUCGUUCAAAGUUUGGAAAAUAUGUUGGAAAAAUAGAAUCCGGUAAAAGUUUUGGAGAACUUGCUCUUUUGAAUGCUGAUUGUGUUCGAAAUGCUUCAAUUAUUGCAGACGAAGCUACAGACUUGAUUGUUAUUGAUCGAGAAUUAUUCAAUAGAUGUAUCCGUUUGUUCCAUGCUAAGGAGUUUGAAGAACGAAAACAUUUUGUUGAAACUAAUCCCUUAUUUAAAGGAUGGCUUCCUAAGUUUAAGAUACAAAUGGCGAUGAGCUUGCGGAAGGAAAAGUUACAUUUUGAACGUGUCAUUGUAAAACAAGGAGAUCGUUUUGACGGUUUACGUUUUAUUUUGAGUGGCCAGGCAAAACUUACAUCUGAUCCACACAUGCAUUCCAUGCAAUUUCCAGGCUAUUAUCCUCUACCGGAUGUGGACGAAUUGGAGAAAGAUGAGGUACGAGAAUCACUCCGUCAGGAACUGAAGAUGAAUGAUACCAAAUCAGCAACAAAAUCCCGUCCGAAACUCUUCACAAAUGAUACAGAUAGGAGCGAAAAACGAUCUCCAAAACAAAGCAAUCGUAACAUAGAACUUUGCUUAAUCUGUUUUCAGGAAAUCAUUGGUGACAUGGAAGUUGCAAUGGAGUUAGAUACAUAUUCAUAUACCGUAACAUGUAUACAGGAAACAGAAAUGUAUGUCCUAGACCAGAAAAAUUACGAAAGAUUAAUAGAAAAACGACAUCCUCAGACUAUUGAAAAGAUUAAAAAAUCAGUGCAAGAGAAAUACUCUUUAAGACUAUCUUGGAUAAAAGAUAAGAAGGAAAUUCCUUUAUUUCGAUAUUUGAUAUACAAAAUUCAAGAGAAGGAACGAAAGCAGAAAAUUAAGCAAAAAGAAACAAAAGGACAGGAUAAAAAGAUUUCAGACGAUUGGAUUACAUCUAGUCUCAAAACUGGACCUUUGGUUGAUAUGUUCGGACCUGGGAGUGUAUUUCAUAUAAUACGAAUGAAAGCAAAGCAACGAAAUAUGGAGAAAUUAGAUUAUAAAUCUGGAGUAACUAACAAACGCAUAACCAGAGAAUGCAGUAGACAUAAUAAAUAUCAAGCUUCAUAACAAGUAUGAUGUCAUACAACAUCAUGUCUUGUAUUAAAAAAAAAUCAAAAUGU
Mytilus californianus (California mussel) is the source of this 1960-nucleotide messenger RNA. RefSeq lists its product as uncharacterized. The record is from RefSeq and is a predicted model, not a curated record. Bases 345 to 1907 code for a protein of 520 amino acids. The transcript is spliced from 8 exons. NCBI's taxonomy places the organism in Eukaryota, Metazoa, Mollusca, Bivalvia, Mytilida, Mytilidae.